GAUCUUUGGGGCCGUCACCAUGAACGGGCUUGCAUUUAGCCUAUUCCCCCGUACCCCUGCUUGGAGAAAAGCUCUCCAAGCGAGAGUCAACUCGCUGUUCAAUUUCCUUCGAAAGCCAUCGAAGACACAGGAACCAACGAGCUACGCCAUGCAUUGACAGUGUUCAAACGCCCCGUGUUUUACCUCAUAAUAUACAGCUUUAACGCUUACAGCAUUGGAUAUGAGUGCUACAUGUCGCUUUUCGUCGACUUCGCCUCUGAUCGAGGGGUAGCGGUGUCCACUGCCGUUACUGUGAUGUCUGCAGGAGCAAUCUCCGAGAUCCUCGGGAGGUUCAUUUUGCCGACAGCAGCCGACCGCGGUCUGCUGACGAUAAAGACGACCAUCGUGCUCACAUUGUCUGCCCUGGCGGUGACGUUUCUCGUUCUUCCUUUGCUGCGCUCUCAAGAACUUAUUGUCGCCGUAGCCGUCGCCAUAGCCUUCACCAUCGGCACUGGACUGGUAAUAUUUCCCGUUACCCUGGCGUCUUACUUCGGAUACGAGAAGAUGUCAGUAUCCUUCGGGAUUGUCGUCGCGUCAGCGGGGAUGUUAUCACUUGUGAAGCCAAGUUUGAUAGGGCACUUCAGGGACAAUGUAGGUGCCUAUGACUGGCUAUUUGUGAUCUGUGGCAUUCUCAACGUAGUUGGAGCCAGCUCUUUGGAUUGCAGUUCUUGCAUGGGAAAGAAGUAGGGGCAAAAAGGAAAUUAUCAACAAUGAAAACGCACCUGGAGAUACAGUCGUCACUA
This is a messenger RNA of Dermacentor silvarum, 782 nucleotides long. Its product is annotated as monocarboxylate transporter 14-like. Lineage: Eukaryota; Metazoa; Arthropoda; Arachnida; Ixodida; Ixodidae. The record is from RefSeq and is a predicted model, not a curated record. The coding region runs from base 232 to 726 and encodes 164 amino acids. The transcript is spliced from 2 exons.